This is a messenger RNA of Fundulus heteroclitus (mummichog), 3508 nucleotides long. It is a transcript of the gene tslig3b, whose product is annotated as family with sequence similarity 98 member B. Gene Ontology annotation, cellular component: tRNA-splicing ligase complex. The record is from RefSeq and is a predicted model, not a curated record. Lineage: Eukaryota; Metazoa; Chordata; Actinopteri; Cyprinodontiformes; Fundulidae. The coding region runs from base 141 to 1277 and encodes 378 amino acids. The transcript has 8 exons.
ACACGUACCGAGUUGGACGCACCGGCGCCAUCAUGGUGGAAAUGAAUGGCUGCAGAAUCAGACGCUGUUCGCUGUUGACCCUCGCCCGCCCCCGUAACGUCGCCAUGUUUUGAUCGUUUAACGGGAUCCCAGCGUUGGUGAUGGAGUGCGACAUCCUGGACUCCCUGGAGCAGCUCGGCUAUGACGGCCCUCUGCUGGAGGAGAAGGCGCUGCUUAAAGCCGCAGGGGAAGGCCUGUCCUCCCCGGAGUAUGUGGACCUCUGUCGAUGGUUGACUUCCAGACUGAAGCCCCUGUGUGGUCUGGAGGAGAGCAUCACAUCUGGACCAGACGACCUGGACAGUCUCCAGGUGGAGAUGAGUGCUCUGCUGAGAGAGCUGCACUGUCCCUAUGAAGGAGCGGUGUCGGGGGUUCUGCGGGGCGGCACGCAGGGCGCUAAAGACCACCUAAAGCUUGUCCUGUUUCUGAGCUCCGAGCUUCAGGCGGCUCAGAUCGUGAGCGGCAGGCGGGACCCGGAGAAUCACCGAGAGGAGAGUCCGGCUCGGCGGGAGCUCGCCGCCAUCUGUGAAACGCUGAAGCUGCCGGAGCCCGGAGGGAAAGAGGCAGCAGAGGUUUUUUCUGAGCUACAGAACAAGGUGGAACAUUUGCUUCAAGGUCUUCCUAGCGGCUCCGUUGGGAAGCCAGUGUUGAAGAAGCCUCUGAGCAGCGAGCAGUGGGAGAAGCUGCAUGGCAUCAACAGAGCUCUGUCGUCGGAGUACGAGUGCCGCCGCCGGAUGCUGAUCAAGCGGCUGGACGUGACGGUCCAGUCGUUCGGCUGGUCGGACCGAGCCAAGGUGAAGGUGGACAGCAUGGCCGGAGCCUACCAGCCCCGCCGGCACUCCCUGAGGCCCCGGCCCUCCGUGGACGCGGCUGAGCUCCUGGCCGCCAGGGAGGACAUCUGCAACGUGGUGAAGACCAGCAGCGGCUCCAGCCGGCAGAAGACGGCGUGCGCGGUCAACAAGGUUCUCAUGGGGAGAGUACCGGACCGAGGAGGACGGCCCUCCGAGAUACAGCCCCCGCCGCCUGAGAUGCCCGCCUGGCAGAAGAGGCAAGACGGAGGAGGAUGGGGAGGGCGCGGCGGUGGAGGACGAGGAGGAGGAGGUGGCUGGGGUCAAGGAGGACGAGGAGGCGGCUGGGGUGGUGGAGGUGGACGGAAGGGAGGCGGGUGGAACCAAGGAGGACAGAACCGACACGGUGAUCAUGGAGGACACGGAGGGAAGAGAGGACGAUAUCAGUAUUAGCUCCCGCCGCGACUCGCUGGUCACUGAACCACAUCUGGAUAAAAAAAAAAUGACCCAGAUGUGGUUCAGCACGAACUCAGUUCCUGUCUGGUGGAGGGAAAACUCUCACCGGACGGCAGGCGGACAACGGGGGACUUUAUAAACCGGAUUUUAUAAACCAUGUGUUGAUUUUAUUUGUAGCAAACUUUAGUGUUUCGUAUUGAUUUUUUUUUUGUGUUUCCUGGACAAACCAGCAGUCAUUACAGGAUUUCAGACGUUAAACAGAGUGAAAGGUUAAAUUUUCAAAGUAAUCAAGGAGAUUCGGCAACAGCUUAAAACUGAGAAUGUCAUAAGCAGCCGGACGAUGCUUCUUUUCACCAGAUUUCACGACUAUAGGUGAGGGCAGGAACGUAGACCGACGGGUAACUCCGUCUGUCCCUCACUGGAGGCUCUCUGCCCUUUCCUGGUAAAUCCUGCUUAGGUCACUUUGUGCUUUGGAGACACAACUUGGAAAGGUGCUGGAACAUUUCACGCUAACUACUGGUGGCAAACAAUGUUUUUCUUUUCAACUGUGAACACCAGAGGUAUUAGAGAGGCGUCACGGCGGGUCAGAGGAGUGCGGUGCUGGAUCAAAGGCUGCAUGCGUUCCCCAUGGCCUUAGAUGUUAUACGGGAUUUGGGUUUCUAAAAGAUGCUCAUCGUGAACCAUUCUUUAUAUUUACACAACUUGAAAUUUAUGUGAUGCACAAGCUUGAAUCCUUUGUGGAUUUUCUCUAAUUCCACAUUUACAUACAGGCUCAGAUAUAUGUGCUCAUCCCUAAUAGUAUUUGGUUUCAUGCCCCUGAGCAACUGAACAAUUUUUGCGGCCUCUGGAAGUCUGACCGCCGCUCUCGGCUUGAAGGGGGCAGGUUUAAGGCGAGGCGACACAUUUCCAGCAUGUUUGAGCUCUUUGGGCUUUCCCGACAUUCUACAGCUCUGUUUGGUUAGUAUUAAUUCACAACAAAUGAUGCCUCUGCUCUUUACGAAAGCCCCCACAGGGGAAAAAGCCUCUCCUUUUAUAGAGAGAAAUAGCUAGUCAGUUUUAUCCCGUCAGACAGAUUCAGUUAGUUUCAGUUCAUUGUGAAACAUCGCAGCCAAGUUCAGUUUUCCAGUCAGCUAGCUGUUGAAUUUGGACAAAGUCUUCCUUCUUUACCAUUCCAUCCAGUUUGUGGAGCGCCAACAUCUCCCAACCCACGCAGCUCCACAGCAUGAUGCUGCCACCACCAUGCUAGGAGGUCGGCGCAGUUUUACUAGUUUAGUAAACCUCCUCACGACUCUGUGUUUUUUUUUUGUUUUUUUUUUUCAUAAGAGCACAGAAGAAAAGAAUGCAACAAUAAAACAGCAAUAUUUAAUGGUCUAAUAAUAUAAAGUGAACCACUUGUGGCUCUGGAACUGCAAGAGUCAGACCCCUGAUCUAGCAAUGAAAACUGAUCUCAGCUCAAUACGGCUGAAGCUAAACGUGAAACACCUUCAUUUUUUAAAUCCUUUUCAGAGUAAAACUGUAUAAGUAAAAAAUAAAAUUAGUCAAAGUGAUCAAUCAAUUAUGGUUUCCUUGCCAGUGUAUGCAAUCCCAAGAAGUGCAUUUAAUGUAAUGUCUUUAGUACAGGAGCAUUUCUACAGGGGCACUGGCCCCUUGUGGCCCCCGUCAAGAACCGCCCCUGCCAAACACAUUAAACUUGGUUUUGAAAUGGAUUAAAUAGGCUGACGUUAAGCUUUAGGAACAGCUUCACUGGAAAUACGUGGAUUAGCUUUUACAAACCAGUGGCUACAAAAAAACAAAACAAGCGGUUAGUAUGAAAGUUGCUUGGUGGGCAAAUAUCAGCGUCUGUUCCACCAUCAUGUGGAUAUGACAUAAUACUUUGUUUUUUUUUUUAAAAAUGGUUCAUCAUCAGGAAAGAGUAGAAAUAAAUAAUAAAAAGCCACCAUGAGUGAAUGUAAACUUCUGACCUGUGAUGUAAAUGUGGCCGGUCCAGAUAGGAGCCAGAUGAGACUGAGCGACAGUUUGUUUACAUCUGAAGUAUCACAAAUAGGACAUUUAAUGCAUUUUUCUACAUUAUUUCACCUAAAAGGAGGGAAAAACCUCUUUUUAAAUUUGUAUUACUCUGAACUGAAAACAUAUCACCAGUGCUGCAAAGGUGCUACCUAAAGCAGGCAUGUAUACUGUGACAGGAACCCUCACCUCUGAUUUAAAUGAAUAAAAGCCUCUCCUGUUAA